Messenger RNA from Myripristis murdjan (pinecone soldierfish), 2442 nucleotides. Its product is annotated as carboxyl-terminal PDZ ligand of neuronal nitric oxide synthase protein. Gene Ontology annotation, molecular function: nitric-oxide synthase binding. Bases 477 to 2027 code for a protein of 516 amino acids. The record is from RefSeq and is a predicted model, not a curated record. The transcript is spliced from 10 exons. Lineage: Eukaryota; Metazoa; Chordata; Actinopteri; Holocentriformes; Holocentridae.
CCUGCUGAUAGUGUCUAGUAUACAGUGAAGAAUCUGCCCUCUCCUGUGAAGUCUUAUCACGCUUUAACGCCUGAUAAGCGCUCACUAGCUCUGAAAAUGAAGUGCCCUCUAGGCGACAUCUUCGCCGAGAUUAAAGCCGUGGUUUUUUGAAUGAAAACAGUCAGCAUCCUCGUCUGGAAAUCCGUGCGUCAUCGGGACGGCGGCGGUGUGGUGCUGCCUUCUGGUUUCCCUUGUUGUAUCAGAGCGACGUGAGGAGGGUCUCACGCCGCAGAAACCCCCUGAAGGAUCCGCGUUAAUUGAAUUCAUUAGCCAAUCAAUCCGUCGCGACCGGCGGCUCAACCCGGAUGACCUCUGGAGUGACGCGUCCGUCCAAUGAGAGUGCGGUGGGAGCAGCGCCGGAGGAGAUGCGCAGCGUUUGUGCAGGUCUCUAGCGCUGUCGUAAAACAAGUCGGAGCAACUCAUUCACCUUUAAAGCGAUGCCAGGGGUAACCAAGUAUAAUUUAGUGGAUGAUGCGCACGAUUUGAGGAUCCCCAUGCACAACGAGGAGGUGUUUCAGCAUGGGGUCUGCUUCGAGGCAAAGUACAUCGGCAGUUUGGAGGUGGGUCGUCCGGGCAGCCGAAUGGAGAUAGUUGCUGCAAUGAGGAGAAUCAGAUAUGAAUUCAAACUGAAGAACGUGAAGAAGAAGAAAGUCAACAUCGUUGUGUCUACUGAUUGCGUCAGAGUGGUGUUGCGGAAGAAGAAAAAGAGAAGAGAGUGGUCGUGGGACGACAGUGCGAUCUUAGUGACACAGGACCCCAUCUACAGGAUAUUCUAUGUCUCGCAUGACGCCCAAGACUUGAAGAUCUUCAGCUAUAUCGCACGAGAAGGACAGAGCAACAUUUUCCGCUGCAAUGUGUUCAAGUCUAAGAGAAAGUCUCAGGCAAUAAGGAUCGUGCGGACAGUGGGUCAGGCGUUCGAUGUGUGUCACCAGCUGACCCUGCAGCAGAGAUCUGACGACCAGGAGGAUGGGGAGGGGAAUACAGAGGAGUCGCAGGCAGCACCAGCUAAGAAGAGGUUUGCGCUGUCAGAGGAGACCGACCUUGAAGCCACCACAGAGGAGAGCAUCGACUGCAUCUCUUCGUCAGACCUGGAGCGGGGCAAACGGGACGAAGCCCUCGGUGAUGAUGGGAAGGCCUCCAGUGACCCGUCCCUCCUGCUGGGCUCGCCCAUCCUCGGUGCCCCUGUGUUGGAGCGGUUGGCGGCGGAGUCGCCCUGCUCUGCAGAGCACCAGGUCCAGCUGCUCCAGAGACAGCUGCAGCAGCAGGAGCAGCAGGCGCAGGCAGCCUCAGCACAGGUGCACGUGCUCCAGGAGCAGCUGUCAGUGGAGGUGUGUGCGCGGACCGAAGCGCAGGCCAGGGUGCAGAGGCUGCUGCAGCAGAACACCGACCUGCUGCAACACAUUUCCCUGCUGGUCAAACAGAUCCAGGAGCUGGAGCUCAAAGCUGCAGGACAGUUAACCUCCAUGGGGUCCCAGGACAGUCUUUUGGAGAUCACUUUCCGUGCCAAGCCUCCCAGCAUGCCCCUUACCCCCUCUUCAUCCUCGGUGACCCUGCCUGCUCAGCUCCAGCCCCAGAUAAGUGACAGCGUCUGGGUCUCCGCUCUCCCCGGAGCCUCCUCUCCCGGCACAGUGGGCACCGACACCAGCACCCUCAGCCUCAGCAGCAGCGGGGUUCGGCUCGAGUGCUUCCGCUUCUCCUCUCGCGGGCCGGAGAGCCAGGACCCGGGCCAGGACCCAGGGGAGACUCCCAGCGACGGCGGCCCAGAUGAGAGCUCGCUGAUGGGGGAGCAGGUCCUGGGAGCCCUGGAGCUGCUCCGCUUCAGGGAGUCGGGGAUCGGGUCUGAAUAUGAGUCGAACACGGACGAGAGCGAUGACCGGGACAGCUGGGGGCAGGGUGAGGGCGGGGGGGCGGAGGGUGCCGCUCGGCUUUUGAACGUGCUGAACAUAGAGAGCCCGUCGGACUGCUUAGGGGAUGAGAUGGCUGUGUAGUGGUGCCUUUAAGGCUGCACUUGGCAACUUUUUGCACUUUAGUGGCCAUCGGGAGACAACACGUUUAAACUUGAUUACCCAGAAAUCCUACAAUGUGACAUCAGUAAAGUGCACAUUCCUGGGACCGAAACGUCCUCUUCUUAGUGGCUGGUGGGGAUGCAUGUGCUGAACGGUGUUGGGAGUAUUUUAUCGUAACCAGCAACAUAACUAGUAAUCGUGAUUCUUUUAUUGGCGCAAAAACAGCUCAGCCAAUAAAUGCAAUUGGUGACGAAGACAGCCUUAAAGCAAAACUGGGCUGCUAAUCCAGAAUACUGUGCUUCUACUCUCCAUUCACUUCUAUUGUGCAGAAAAACAGGCCCCAGAAUAACACUUUUAGUGCAUCAGUGAAUGUGAACAAAGUGGAUUAUGCCAAUAU